AUGAAAAGACAAAAUGUACGUACCUUGUCUUUAGUUGUUUGCACCUUUACUUAUUUACUGAUAGGAGCAGCUGUAUUUGAUGCUUUAGAAUCAAAGGAAGAAGAAAGGCGAGAUGGGUUGCUUAAAGUAUCAUCAAAUGCACUAAAAAGAAAAUAUAACAUAUCUGAGGAAGAUUAUCGUAUGAUUGAACUAGUUAUUAUUGAAUAUAAACCACAUAAAGCAGGACCACAAUGGAAAUUUGCAGGAGCUUUUUAUUUUGCCACUGUAGUUUUGGCGAUGAUUGGUUAUGGCCACUCAACACCAGUAACUUCAGGAGGGAAAGCAUUUUGUAUAGGAUAUGCUGUGGUCGGUAUUCCCCUUGGCCUUGUUAUGUUCCAGAGCAUCGGUGAGAGGCUUAACAAGUUCGCUUCCAUCGUAAUCAGACAAAUCAAAAAGUAUUUAAGUUGCCAAAGGAUAGAAGCCACCGAAAUGAAUUUAAUGUUUGCUACUGGUAUGCUCUCUUCCAUUAUUAUCACAACUGGUGCAGCUGUUUUCUCUCGUUAUGAAGGUUGGACUUAUUUCGAUAGUUUUUACUACUGUUUUGUAACAUUAACUACUAUCGGUUUUGGAGAUUAUGUAGCAUUACAGAAUGAUAAUGCCCUUAUAGAAAGACCUGGAUAUGUUGCUCUAAGUUUAGUAUUUAUACUCUUCGGCUUGGCUGUUGUUGCUGCUAGUAUUAAUUUACUAGUUCUUCGUUUCAUGACAAUGAACGCCGAAGAUGUCAAACGGGAUGAACAAGAUCUACAGUCCUCGUCCCACCACGUUCUUACACUCGAUGGAGAUGUUAUGGCAGUAAACGGAAAACUACUUCACCCGUUGAUAGCAGAGGGAGAAAUAGAUCAAAUGUCGGUAUGUUCGUGCAAUUGCUUGGGGCUGAAUCACGGCGAAAACGAAGAGUUGCUGCUGGACGGAAGUUAUUAUCCUUCUCAUACAGUUUUAAACUCGAAUUUAAAAAUCAAAAGAGCUUCAGUGUGA
Molecule: messenger RNA, 1014 nt
Organism: Diabrotica balteata
Lineage: Eukaryota; Metazoa; Arthropoda; Insecta; Coleoptera; Chrysomelidae
Source: the annotation of a GenBank genome assembly